UCUUGGAGAGUGUUACCUGUGCGUCCUUCCUUUCCCUCACAUAUAGACCGUGAAACUUGCGCCCAUACUACGCGUAAACUUUUCCAUAUAUACGAUAUAGCAGUGCAUACGUACCUAUUAUAAUCCUCAUUAUAUUUAGAUUGUUCGGAUAAAUAUUAUUACAACUGGUUUUGAACUUAAAAUUAAGGUGAAAAUGAUAAAAUUAACGAGUGAAAAACUUACUUUAUUUUGUGAAAUCCAUAUCUGAUAGUAAAAGUUGCUGAUAAAAUUUUGUAGAAAUAAAAAAAAAUGUGGAAAAGGUCUGCAAAUGUACAUUAACAACUUUUUAGUGACAAUCAAAACCGAACGUAUAAUUCUUUACAUGAAGAAACUCUGAAACAAAAAUAGAGCCAAGUUAAGAACAGGCAACGGUGGACGUUGGCGGCGAAAAGUCUAAAUAUAAAUCGUCGUGGAAGACAGAGCUCAGCCGGACCAGUAUGUUAAGCUCAAAGCUCCUCCACACCGCUCUUCUAAUCCUCUUCUCUGCUGACAUGUUGGUCGUCGACAGCAAAGUUCGGGGGAAACCCAACCGAAACAGGGUUGACACAGGGGAUAGCGGAGGGGGGAUCUGGGGACAGGACGAAAACUCUCCUCUUCCGAAAGGGCCGCACUUCGCCAAGGACACGCCCAAGUCAGUCCUGGCAGCCGUUGGGGCUCCUGCCCACAUCCCCUGCAAGGCUAGAAACCUUGGGGCCAAAUCUGUGUCAUGGAUCCGUCACAAGGACCUGCACGUCUGGACGGGGGAUAUUUCACUCACGAACGACGAGAGUUUCUCGGCCCACAGAGACCCUUCUUCGGGAGACUGGGUCCUCGUCCUCAGGCACCCACAGCCCACAGACUCAGGCUUCUACGAGUGCUCCAUUUCGACGAAGCCCGUGACCGCCGUCAGUGUCAAACUGGAAGUCGUCGUGCCUUCGGCAGAGCUCCUGGGGGCCAGCAGCGUCUACCUGGACAGAGGCAGCUCCCUCAAUCUCACCUGCGUGGUCCAUUUCAGUCCCACGCCGCCCGAAUUCAUUUUGUGGUAUCACAGGGAUAAGUUGGUGAACUACGGGAGGAGAGGAGGUCGCGAGAUCCAGGUGUUCACUGAGCACAGAGGCGAACUGACAAGGUCGUCUCUCCUGGUGCACAACGCCACGUUGCUGGACUCGGGCAGGUACUCCUGCAAGCCAGCCAAUGCCAAAAAGGUCUCCGUCAUGGUCCACGUCCUGGAGAGUGAGACUCCAGAGGCCAUGAAGACCACGGGCAGCGGAGCUGCCAAAGCACACGAUAAUUUCAUCUUUAGCAUCAUGACCGCCGUCGCCUUCUGUCUCCUCAACUCCUCGAGGGACGACUUGAACUUCCUCAUCAAGGCCAUCCCGUGGUGUCUGCAAUUUCGUUCCCUCUCUCUCUUCGCUUACAGAUGAAAAAAACGAGGAGCUUUUUCGUUCCUGGAAUAAGGCUACAAUCGCAGUAACCGCGAAUCAAUCAGAAGUUUCUAGAAUCAGCGGCUCGUUGGUUGCUGAGUCAAGCUUCACACAGACAAUAAAUAUGAGACUGAGAUAACAGUAAAUAGAUUAUCUGAAUAAUGUAAAUAUUGUGGGAAUCUCAAUGGAAGAAUUUGGAUGCAACUUAAUAUUAGUACAAGAUGGAAUUUUAUAGAUAGGAAUUUUUGGACCAAGAAGUUUUUGACAAUCUAACAAAAGGUGCUGGGUAUCUGCAGUACUUACAUUAGCUUCGAGUUUGUUUGAACGUUCUGUCUUUGUAUUGGUGUAAGCUAUUAAUCUGUUUUAUACCACUCGAGCUUUGGGUAAAAUAUUCGAAAAGCAGAGGGGGAUUUAAAGAUUACUGUCCAAGAUUAUUAAAAGCAGAAGAAAACAUUCAUUCUCUUUACAAACAAAUCGGGUGAAUGGACUAGUCACACUCAAUACAGAGCAACUAAAGUUUUAAAUACUAUGCUUGCACAACUACUUCUCUCAAGAUAUCAUGGUUACUGGGGCCGUUUAAUAUUAAAAGAUUUGUUGAUAUUUUGUCCUUAAGUGUUACCAGUUUGAACAAAUGCUUACGAUAAGAUUUUCAAUUGUUGAACUAAAAAAGGAAAACACAUACAUACAUCAUCUAAAUUCUUAUAAACAAACAAAGAACUCUUCAACAAGGGAGCUGCUUGAGACAUCAUUUGUAAACGUAUAUUAUUUAACAUGUAAGAAGCUAGAGUUUGAUAAUUAGUGGAAAGUUGAAGUCACUUAUGGACCAAUCAAUACAAUAACACUGUUCUACUGGAGAGCUUUUACACAGGGUUAGGCUUCUUUAAGCGAAUGUUCAAAUACAAUAAAAAAAAAAUUCUCACACUUUCAAAUACAAAUGUGUGCUUUACAAGACAAUAUUCUUCCACAUGCCUGACGGAUUAGUAAUUUUGUAAAUACAUUGUACGGUUGAGUUGUGCGGUACAAGGGUAGCGUCAUGUUGAGUCAUUUCAGUGUAAUAUAAACAAAUCAUAAUGAAGUUUCUGUUGUUGUACCUCUUGGUAAGUGUAAGCAUGUAAAUUAUAAUUAAUACGAAUUACAGUUUAUGGUGGACUAAUAAAAAGAAAAAUAGGGAAGAAACACGAGACAUACUCGUAAAGCGUAUAAAGUCUUUCUUGUAUGAUCAAUAGCUAUUACCGAUCGUAAAAAGGAAAAAAAAAAGAUAAUGUAAGGAAGAUACCUAUGACUAAGGCAAUGUUAUGCAGGGACUUGAAACCGAAAAGAGAGAAUGUGAUUAAGAAAAUAAAAAAAACGGGAGUUUUGAAAAGUAAAAAUGUAAGAGAGAGAGAGAGAGAGAGAGAGAGAGAGAGAGAGAGAGAGAGAGAGAGGUAAUUGAUGAAUUGUUAAGAUAUCAAUAUGCAACCGAUUUAUGUAAAAGCGUAUAUCCACUUUUAUAUGAAGUGUGUCUAUGAAUACGUAUGACGUUACUUGUAAAUCACGAGUAGCCCGUAUAAAUAAUUAUCAGCUCCCAGAUUCACGACAUAUCAUACUGGACUUUUUUUUAAUGUAGAUACGAACUUCAAAGAAAGAAUAAAUUUGAAUAACUAUUUUUUAAAGUGCAAAUGGAGAGCAUAUUACUAUUUCAUAUCUAGGGUUCAGACGAAAAAAAAAAAUAUCCAUUUCCGCUAAAAUACUUUUGACCAGUAAUUUGUUUCAUAAACAAUUAACUGUCUGGGUGUAAUAGAUUCAAAUUGUAUUUCACAUUUUCAAAUCUAAGUUAAUUUUUUCUUUUUUGUAUACCUAUGAAAGGGCGAGUCUCUCGCUUCGACAUUGGGUAAUGCAAUAUGAUUAAUUUUCUAACAAAUGGCAAAAGAAUGGCAUUCUCCUGUUUCGUAUUCACUCCAGAGACACCAUCAUUAGUAUGCUGUACUGACAAAUUGAAAUUAAAAAAUAAUAUCAUACUAUAACAGUUUAAACCUUUUAUUUUCACUUUCAACUGGAUAGAACGUAAGUCUCCAGGCAGGCUGAAUACUCAGUUCUUAAAAUAUGAGCCAAACGAUGUUGCAGAGAGUUAAUAACUCUAAACUCUUAAAGGGCAAACAGCGAAAUUAAUUUCCAGUUUCUGAAUUUUAGGAGCAGGAUCUGCAGUCCUAUUUGGGACCCAACGACGUUACUGAAUGUUUUGUUUAAACUGGUGGGCAUGAAGGUUGCCAUUAUAACCAUUUUGUAGUAUUAAAUAUGUGUUGUAUAAAUAUCAUUUAGAAUCAUCGGGGAGAAGACGCGAUUUAUGUUAAUCAAAGUUUGUAAAUGAGGUUCCUUAGGAAUGACAUUUUUGUAUAUCUGUAUAUUAAAAUAACUGUGUUCACGGAGAAAAUAAAUAUUGU
Macrobrachium nipponense is the source of this 3862-nucleotide messenger RNA. RefSeq names its product sialoadhesin-like. Gene Ontology annotation, biological process: synapse organization. The transcript has 7 exons. The record is from RefSeq and is a predicted model, not a curated record. Lineage: Eukaryota; Metazoa; Arthropoda; Malacostraca; Decapoda; Palaemonidae. Bases 477 to 1442 code for a protein of 321 amino acids. Gene Ontology annotation, cellular component: neuron projection membrane.